CCGCGUUGUUUUACACCGCUAGUCUAAGUUAGAUUAAUUACAAAAAUGAAGUCACUAAUAUUUAUUGUUUUAAUAGUGUAUUCUUCCAAAGCCGAAGUGUUAUCAAGUAUACCAGGGCACUUGGUGGAUUGCUACCGCAGUGGCGGCCCUCUGCUGAACUCUCCGCGCCGUCUCGACGUGUUCCUGUCUCUUGUGAGGAAAUUAGAACAUUCCGCAAAACUUGAUAUGAGAUUGUUCAGCACUUCGUUAUUGAGAAGGUUUCGAUUAGAUGGUAUAGAGCAAGCCAGUAAUCCCAUUGAAACGGAGUUUGUGCUGCCAUACCGAGCGUCUGCCUUCCAAUUCCACAAAUACAAGCUGCUCAUGGAUCUAUUUCUACCUAGUCAGAAUCUUCUAGAGAUGGAUGAGAGUCUUACAUUAGUGGAAAGAUGUUUGCUGCACAAGUUGUUGAGUUCUACGGUGCAGCCUUGGGAGAGAGGAGACGAGAACCUCACGUGCCCACUGUCUGCGCAACAGAGGGAAAAUAUGUCGACGGAUAGCUCUGGCAGAAUUCACAGCCGCUGUCCGAUAGAAGACGGGGUAAUUCAAACUGACUGGGGGCCAGUGGCUGUGGGUACAAUCAUAGCCGCAAUUGCUGCGUCUUUGGAGUCGCAACGAGUAUCAUUAACUGAUAUAUUUAGCGCUAACAUUUAUAAAUCGGAAGUAUCACAGCCGAUGAUCGAUCGAGCCUUGGCGGACUGGGAAAAGCAAGUUGAAAAUCCCAAUGAUAAUAAUAAUAUUGCCAAUUUCGAAAUGCUGGCAUCAGCAACAGAUGAACUAAAUAUUAGCAAUAUAUUAGUGGCAACUAUCGUCGGAGAUUUAGCAGAAGUAGUCGUAAACCAGGGGCCUCGUGUAGGAGCGUCCGCGCAGCUUAUGACAGUGGGCAGCAACAACCGGUGGAACGACACGCUCCUGCCGCGCGACUUUUACCUGCUGCCGCAAAAUAGCAACGACUGGCAGUUUACUGACGCUGAAAUUUUAGCAGGCGUCGACGGAUUAAUUCUAGCCAGUUAUGUACCUUCAUGGAUAGAAUUGCGACGUUCGUUUAGGUUAUCCCAAGUAUUAGACAGUUACUACUCGAACGACGGCGUGUCUUUCGGGCCGGAAGUGCGCGCUUGCAAUCGACUUGCACUGUACAACAGGGUGUUAAAUAAUACGAUACUGGCCUCAGAGACCCUAAGGUUCGCGCAGGUCUUGUCUCUUACGCAGAAUACUGUGUACAUACCAUUAGAAGAAAUGCAAAGGAUGAGCGAUGCAGCCGUGACUGCGUUUAUAGAGUAUGUUCCGUCAGUAUUAAGGAAAUAUCAACGCAACUGCGUGUCAGUCGACAGCGUGCCCGUGGUGGACCUUAUAGUGGCUACAGACAGCUCCUGGCGAGAAUAUGAUGUUGAACAAUUCCUAUCUUGGAUGAGUGGUGCGCUGGAGUUGGACGCGUCACGGAGCACGCUGGGUGUGGUGCACGGUAACACUGGCCGCUGGGUGGCGCCGCCUGCCCACAACAUCACCGCUCUCUUCACACACAUUGCUAACUAUACUGACCCAUGGCCCAAUCGUCUAAAUGUACCGAACGUAUUAACAACUGUGAAUCAACAUUUGCGAAAUCAAACUCUACAAGAUAUAAACGCCAAAGCUAGCGCUGGGCGUAGUACUGUGAUUCUAAUACUGAGUCCCACGGACCAGCCCUCCGGUAAUGAAAUAGAACGUUCUAGAACUAUAAUGCAUUCCAUCAGAUCUUCCUUUUUCGAUGCGUAUUUCGCCUACGCCGCCCAAGACUUGACCAAUUUCCAGAACAUCAACAAUGAAUAUUUGGAUUAUUCGGAAAUGUUUAUUACGUUACCCUCGACAUGCGUACAAGAUGUUGCUUCUGCCAUUAAUACUUUUAUGAUCAAAAAUGAUAUCCCGAAGAGGAUAUUUGGUGCUGCAUGUCCGAGUAAUGGCACGACUUUUUAUCAAAUUGAGUAUGAAGACUCAGUCAUGGCAAAAACGAAGCGAGGAUAUCGAAUUCAUCCGUUUUACUUGAGACAACAACCACUUAUAAGAGUACAGUUUCGCAACUCAAACUAUGGGACGAUAUUGGUGUGCAUGUUCCGAGGCGCGGAGGCGACACAAAGCUGUCAAUUGAUUGGUGAACGUAAUAUACACACAUUUAACCUCACCGCUCCCUGCCCUUCACCGGACUUCUGCCCGCCUGCACAUUUUGUUGUAACUGCAACAACCACAUUGAAUGCUUGUGCGCAUGCGGACUGCCGUACCCCAAAUCAAGUGGAUUACUACAUCCAACAUUCAGGUCUCCGCUGUCUGCCUCUACUUGGGUCUGGCGCGGCGCCCUCGAACCAUUGGAAGGUUAAUUUAGGACUUUCUCUCGUUAUAUUAAUAUUGUAUUUGAAUUAAAUGCAAUUAUAAUAAAAAAUUAAUCUGCCUUAUAGUUGUUUACA
Molecule: messenger RNA, 2471 nt
Organism: Papilio xuthus (Asian swallowtail)
Lineage: Eukaryota; Metazoa; Arthropoda; Insecta; Lepidoptera; Papilionidae
Exons: 12
Coding region: 46-2427 (793 amino acids)
Source: RefSeq, a predicted model, not a curated record